Molecule: messenger RNA, 1230 nt
Organism: Pestalotiopsis fici W106-1
Lineage: Eukaryota; Fungi; Ascomycota; Sordariomycetes; Amphisphaeriales; Sporocadaceae
Exons: 6
Coding region: 1-1230 (409 amino acids)
Source: RefSeq, a predicted model, not a curated record
AUGGGCAUCGUGGGGCGGCAAGAUGCCACCUCCUCGACGACACCGGCGGCCAACUACGCCAGCAUACAGGCCGUGGUGGCCUGCACCAUCGUGAUGAGCAUAUUGUCGACGUUUAUGGUUGGGGCACGAAUGGCAAUACGAUGGUCGCGAACUCACUUGGACUUGGAAGAUUGGUUUAUUAUAGCAUGCAUGCCAUUUAUGUAUGCUAUCGCAGCAGCGGCAUUGAUAGCUGUCUAUCGAGGUGGCUUGGGAUAUUCCGUCAUGUACCUCUAUCUUAAAGAUCAGAACAUCAUUGUGAUUUCCAUGCAGUGCUUGAUGGCCAUGGAAGUUUUAUAUGCGAUCCUUAUUACCCUCGUCAAACUAUCAGUCCUCGUCAUGUACCGACGUGUGUUCCCAACGACCUUGGUGCUUCGAGGCACAUAUGUUCUAGGCGCCUUAUCGGUAGCUUGGUGGAUUGCCGUUAUCCUCGUGACAUUCUUGCAGUGCACACCCCUGAACGGCAUGUGGGAACUUUUCACCGUCAAAACGACAUGUAUGGACAAAUUGGGCUUGUUCAUAGGGAACGCCAUACCCAACUUGAGCAUCGACGUCCUUAUUAUAGCAUUGCCUUUGUACGAGGUGGCAAGAUUGCAAAUGGCAAGAGUAAAAAAGAUCGGUAUUCUGUCGAUCUUCCUACUCGGUGGCGUUACCGUUGUGAUUGGUGGACUACGGCUGUCGAGUGGUCUGGAUCUCCUGAGUGACCCGAAUUCAGACUACACGCUCAUGGUCGGUCCUCUCUGGGCUUGGACAGUCGUCGAGCCGGCCAUGGGCAUAGUCUGCGCUUGCCUUCCCACAGUAGGAGGGCCCAUAGUAGGCAUGAUAGUAAAAACAAUCACCACCUCAAAACACUCUGAGCCGUUAGAGUCGACACGCAAGAACAAAAGGAGCAGCAAAGUUAUACAUAUUGUCGGGGGCAGCUCCUCGAGGGGAAUCAACAGAGCUGCAUUUUCCUCAAAAUCCAAGAGCGGCGAAAGUAGCGCGGGGUCUUUUGAAAGAUUAAACGACUCGGGCGGCGAAACAUCACCAACGAAUUUAUGGCCAAAGGGGUACCGCGGAGACCGAGACGUGACAGUCAGCGGCAGACGAGCAUCUGGCGAACGCACCGAAGAUAUCCCAUUGACGAGUAUAACGGUCAGGCAAGAAAUGAGCUGGACCGAAAGCAAAGCGGCUGUAGAAUAUGAGACUACAUAG